UUGUGGAUAUCAUUUUAAUCAACUUGCGUGUUUUCAUCUGUUUAUAGGCUGGUAAUAUUGUAGUUGGUUCUAUAGACUUUGGAACAACGUACUCAGGAUGGGCAGUUAUGUUUUCUCAUGAAUUUGAAUCAGAGCCGACGAAAGGAUUCGUGAAGCAAUGGCAUUCGGGAAGCUCAAUAAUUACAGAAAAAACACCUACAGUGGUUCUUAUAAAACCUGGCGGAAAUGAACUGGAAGCAUUUGGUUACGAUGCUGAGAACCGUUAUAAAGAGCUAAUAGAACAGGGAGAACACGAGGGAUACUACUACUUUCAGAGAUUUAAAAUGAAACUUCAUAAGGAAAUGGGUGAUAAAAUCGACUUGAACAUGACGUUGAAGGAUGAAAUGGGACAGACUCUACCUGCAAUUAAUGUUUUUGCUAUGGCAAUAGAAUACCUUGUAAAUGAUAUGCAUGAUGUAACCAAAGACAGAAUAUCCGGAGUAAUUCAGAAGUCUGAGGUUCAUUGGGUUAUCACUGUUCCGGCAAUUUGGACAGACUCAGCAAAACAGUUUAUGAGAAAAGCUGGCGAACAGGCUGGAAUAGAUGAACGCAAAUUAAGUAUCGCCCUUGAACCAGAAGCGGCCUCCAUUUUCUGUCGCCAUUUGCCAGUUGAAAAAAGAAUCGACACUUCAAAUGUAUGCAUUGCUUCCUUCCCAGCUGGAACGAAAUACAUGGUGCUAGAUGCUGGAGGUGGUACAAUAGAUAUUACAGUCCAUGAAGUCCAACCUAACGGUUCUGUUAAAGAAAUAGAAGCUGCAAGCGGUGGUGGCUGGGGCGGAACUCUUGUAGACCAGGCGUUUGAAGAGCUGAUCAUUGACAUAGUAGGAAAAAAGGUUUAUCAAGAUUUCAAAAGGAAAAGCCAGAAGAUUGGUUGGACCUUUGGCGCGAUUUCGAAAUGAAGAAGAGAACAAUCCAGCCUAAAAAAGAGACAAAAGUUGUCAUGAGAAUACCCGAAUCUCUGCGUAAAAAGUAUAAACGACAAAGCACAAAAACCUUCACAAAUGCUGUUGAAACAUCUUCAUAUGCUGACAAUAUUACAUCUGUGGCUGACAAGAUAAAGUUUGACCCAUUUUUAUUUAAAAAACUAUUUGAUGGUUCGUUGACGAAAACAAUACAACAUACAGAAAGUCUUAUCAAAAAGCUAACUGUUCAACAGAUCAAAGCCAUUUUAAUGGUGGGAGGUUUUUCUGAGUCCCCUAUGCUUCAAGAGAGGGUUAAAUCCUGCUUUCGUGGCAUUGAUGUCAUCAUACCUGCAGAAGCGUCCUCCUCGAUAUUGAGAGGAGCGCUUAUUUUUGGACAUAGUCCAACUUCGAUCUCUGAGAGAGUUCUGAGGUAUACAUAUGGUAUAAGUAUCUAUACUCCAUUCAUAACAGGCAAACAUCCAGAAAGCAAGCGUGAAAAUACUGAUUCUGGACCUCAGUGCAGGGACGUGUUUAACAAGCAUGUUGAGAGAAAUCAAAAUGUCAAAGUAGGAGAGCCACAGGUUGUAAAAUCUUACUCACCUGUCAACAAAAAUCAGAAAAUCAUUCCUUUUUCCAUAUAUGCGUCUGACAUGAAAGAUCCCGAAUAUACAGAUGUUGGUUGCAAAUUCGUCGGGGAAAUGCAAAUAGAGCUCCAAGACCGCAAAAUAGAUGUGUCGCGUAAAGUUGAAGUAAGCCUUACAUUUAGUGGUACAGAAAUUGAGGUGAAAGCGAAAGAUGUAAAAACAGGGAAAUAUGAAAAAGCAUCGAUUAAUUUCCUGGGGUAAUCAGUGAAAAGUAGAUAUAAAAACAUUUUUUUUUAUCAAAAAGUCGAAGACGUGUUAAAUAAAACAGGUAUGAUAAAGAUAAAUGAUACUGUAAAUCGUGUCUCAAUAAGAAUUUAAUAUUGUGUUGAACUAUUUUGAGAUAACAAAACUACGGUUAUGUUUUAUAGUGUGAUUGCUUUAAAACACGUAAAUGGUGGAAGUAAUAUAACUAUUUUGCACACAUACAUUUUGGAAAAUUUUAUUUGUGUAACUGCUUAACAAGAACCAUAUUCAUCCUCAUAUUAUAUACAAAUAUCACAUUAUAACUAUAAGAGUUAAACAAAUAUAAAAUGUUCAUGGGGCUUCAGCAUUUAAACCAGAAAUGCAAAAUUCUUGAUGAUGUUUGUAUAAUAAGUUAAAUAAACCGUAUAUUAAUGACACUUUAAAUGAUUUUUGAGUGAUAUACACAUCAAAAUCGCCUUACAUUACGAUGUAACGUUGCAUGGCAUGAGGGAUUGAUGGUUUUUUAUUCGAAUUGUAAAUUAUACUGCUUCUGAAAGUGCGAUGGCGUUUCUCUACGUCUAUGCAAACAUCCAUAUGAAAUUAGGUUCUACCAAUAUGAAGGUAAAGAAGCACCCUAGAAACGAUACCAAACAUCAUUUACUUGCAAUUUGGUAUAUUACACAAAUUAUAUAUUAUAUUAUAUUAUAUUACACAAAAACUCCCAUGUACAGUUUCUCUUGCGUUUUAGUUUUUUCGACAGAAAAUAAAAAAUGACUUCGAGUCAGCUAAAUACUUAUGAACUUAAUAAGCAGUCUGUAAUUGACACACUUUAUCAGAUCAUAAAUACCAUCUUUGAAAAAUAGUGUCAAUAUAUUGACAUGAAUUCUCGAGUUACUUAAUGUUGUCGGAUUAAAAGAGUUUUCAUAAUGGAAAUAUUCAUGUAAAAGAUAUAUUGACUUAGCCUUUAACUUUCCAUAAACCGAAAAUGUAACUGAUGGUUAAAGAAAUUUGACCUUGUUUACAUUUAAAGACAUAGUUUUAUUUGUGAUACUGUUUGUAAUUGACCUAGCGAAUGAUUGUAAAGGUUUGAUUUUUUUCUCUGCAAAGGUACGUUGUCGUUCAACUUAAUUUUACAGCCUAAGUUUUUAAAUGCAGUUUGAUGGACAGGAAUUCAAUUGGUCCUAUGCAAGUUUUAGUAAAAAUAAAUAGUAUCUGAAACAUUCUCUGUAUAUAGCCUGUUAUAUGAUAAGAUGUAAAUUAUAAAUGUUGCAUUGGAUAUUUCUUUAUCAGUAGUGUGUAAAGCUAUAUCAUAAAUAUGUACUUUGAAUAAAUACAAAACGCCAUC
This is a messenger RNA of Ruditapes philippinarum (Manila clam), 3113 nucleotides long. Its product is annotated as heat shock 70 kDa protein 12B-like. Gene Ontology annotation, molecular function: ATP binding; ATP-dependent protein folding chaperone. The coding region runs from base 108 to 938 and encodes 276 amino acids. NCBI's taxonomy places the organism in Eukaryota, Metazoa, Mollusca, Bivalvia, Venerida, Veneridae. The transcript has 4 exons. The record is from RefSeq and is a predicted model, not a curated record.